This is a messenger RNA of Daphnia magna, 955 nucleotides long. RefSeq lists its product as uncharacterized. Lineage: Eukaryota; Metazoa; Arthropoda; Branchiopoda; Diplostraca; Daphniidae. The record is from RefSeq and is a predicted model, not a curated record. The transcript is spliced from 5 exons. Bases 81 to 851 code for a protein of 256 amino acids.
CAAUAGAAGCGGGGAAGAUCUGUCAUUUUGUCUGUGUCGCGUCUAGCUUGUUUAUUCUAGUUUUUUACAGCCAUUGUGACAUGUCGAAAAAGAUUUUGCAAACCAAAGUAUGCGUAGCAAAGUAUUGUACCAACACAAAUGAUUCAAGAGACAAAAUUUUUAUAAGUGUGCCCGCCCCAGCUCAGAAAGAAAGAAGAAAUGCUUGGUUAAGUGCCUGUGGAGUUGGUGAAAACGACGUAAGCCCAAAUAGUCAUCUCUAUGUCUGUGAAGACCAUUUUAAUAUGGGAGCUGAUUGCCUAAACUUAGCUGACUACAAAAGUGGCCGUAGGAAAAAAAUUUUGAUAGACAAGAAUGUCAUACCUCACAGGUUUCUAAGGCAAGAUUUUUCCCAGUUAACUGGUGAUGUGGUUACACAUGCGAUGAGUGAAUCAAGACAAACUUGUGAUAUCUUUCCACAAGCAGCUUAUGGAGUAGAACCUGUAUUGACUGAAGAAGUUUCCCGAUCAGCUGUCAUUCUUAUUGAAGGGGCCAUGAAGCCUAUAGCCAGUAAAUCAAAACAAAUUGAUGGAAUCUAUUCCCAAGCAACUUGUGACGUAGACCGUUCAUAUGUGACAGAAUUUGCGUUGACUGAAGCUUUUUCCUGGCCAACUGUCGACACAGUUUGCAAGGCUGAUAAGGCAGCAGGAACAUCCCCUAUUUGUUUAAAAAAUGUUGGUGUAAACACUGACUUAAAAUUUGCCGUUUUUGAUAUCCACUAUGGGGAUGUUAUUGGAAUCUGCUUUGAUAAAUCCUUCCAAGAGACGAUGGGACAUCUUGCCCUCUUGCAAGUGUGUAAUGUGGUAAAAGAAUGAAAAAUCGUUUUCAAGGAUACGCAUUCUAUUGGCUGUUGCCGGUCACGUGAUCUGCUCCUAUUGGUUAUUGAUUGACCUAUACUAAUACACCAAGAAUCACGUGA